AUGGCAAACUUGGCAAACUUGUCAAAGCGGGAAUUUGAUGCCCAAGACAUAUAUGGGAACAACUAUCUAUCAUGGGUCCUAGAUGCCAAGAUCCAUUUGUGUGCCAAUAGCUUUGGAAAAACAAUUGUAGAUGGAAGUGAUGCAUCACAUAAAGAAAACGCAAAGGCUAUGAUUUUUCUUCGUCGUCACAUUCAUGAAGUGCUGAAAAACGAAUACGUGGAGGUCGAUGACCCAUUGGUUCUGUGGACAGCCUUAUACGAAAGAUACAAUCACCAGAAGACGGUGAUCCUCCUAAGAGCCAGAUAUGAGUGGACAGUUGAGAUUCCAAGAUUUCAAAACAAUGAGCUUCUAUUGAAAAAUCAGCAAUCUCGCCCAACAGGCUCAACACCAUUUCCUAAAGUAAAUGUUGCAUCUCAUGAAGCGAAUACCACCUCAUCUGGUGGCAGUACCCACAGACGUGGGCAAGGAGGCGAGCGUGGCCGCUAG
This is a messenger RNA of Prunus avium (sweet cherry), 486 nucleotides long. RefSeq lists its product as uncharacterized. The record is from RefSeq and is a predicted model, not a curated record. NCBI's taxonomy places the organism in Eukaryota, Viridiplantae, Streptophyta, Magnoliopsida, Rosales, Rosaceae.